AGCAGGAAACUGGAGGCCUGAUAAACAUAAACUCCACCUCUUCCUUCCUUCCAAACUUCAAAACAUUUAUCACAAACAACUAGAAUACUUUUCCAAAGCGAGUCACUCUCACUGCUUUUUUUAUCUCAUACUUUGAUUUUGGUGUGAAAACUGCAGAAGUCGGCAGAGAUAUUUGAAAGAUAUGGGACGGCAAAUCUUGGCAGCCAUUCUGGCUUUGUUGGGCUUCCUAGGAACUAUCCUGAUAGCUGCCUUGCCCAUGUGGAAGAUGUCGGCAUUCAUCGGAGCCAACAUUGUGACAGCGCAGAUUUACUGGGAAGGCUUGUGGAUGAACUGCGUGCUGCAGAGCACUGGACACAUGCAGUGCAAGGCGUACGAUUCUAUAUUGGCUCUGUCUCAAUACCUCCAGGCUACUAGGGCCUUGAUCUGCGUAUCGCUUGCUGCUGGUGUUUUCGCCAUUGGCUUAACGGUUGUCGGGACCAGAUAUACCAACUUUCUCCGUGAUGAUUUGAAUAAGAAAGCCAAGAUUGGUAUAGUAGCCGGGGUGGUCUACAUUAUUGCAGGGAUUCUUUGUUUGAUCUCUGUCAGCUGGUCAGCAUAUACCACCAUCCAGAACUUCUACAAUCCUCAAGUCAUCUCAGCAAGCAAAGGAGAAUUGGGGGCCUGCAUCUAUAUUGGAUGGGUAGCUGGAUUCCUUCAAGUAUUAGGUGGAGGACUGUUCAUCAGCACAUACAACAACAGCUGCUGAGCUUUACAAAAGGCACACAUUUUAAUGAAGAAUGAAGGAGCUCCAUUUCUUACUGGUUUAAAAAUUGUGACUGAAAAUGUUAAAGUUUUUAGAAUGACAUGGUUUUAAUGUUGUGGUUAUUUAAAAAUUUAUUAAAUGGAACUUGAACAAUUAAUAUAAUUGACAAAUAAUGAGAUCUCACUUAUACUUAUUAAGCGAUUUCUCUUGGGAUUGCCACAAACACAAAACAGUUUUUAAUUUUUUUUGUAAGUUUCUUGUAAAAAAAAUAUAUAUUUAUAUAUUUUUAUUUAGACUACAAUUACAAUUGGGGUCAGUGAGGUGAAAAACACUGUAAAAUGUAAGCAAAGUUCCUUUCCCAUUCUGAGACUUAAAGGAAUUGACGCUACAAUGAUGCAUCAAUUCAAUUUUUUUCCAGACUGAAUAUGAGUGCAAGUUCAUGUUUUUUUUGGUAUUUCUUGAUUUUAUAACAAAUACUGAUACCAAAUACGUAACCUGUGUUGCAUUAAAAAACACAGGGGUGUCAUUGAAUAUUUAACUCUUUUUUACAGUUUGUCAUGAAUUCCACCUGGAUUCCCAAACAAAGUGUUGAUGAUGGCAAAUUAAGGAAAGAAAAUAUAUAUGUCUCAGUGCUCGCAGUGUUUAUAUGCACCCCACUUUCUUCACCCACUCACUACACUGCUUGAUUAUUAUGAAUACUUUUGUAGGAACACAAAUCAUGGCACUUGUAAUGUAAUCAUAAUUGUAUGUAAUCAUGAGUCUAUGCUAUCUAAAUAAUAUUUCUGUAAAUACAUUUAUAUUAUUUUGUUUUUUUAAAAACAUACCUCAGAUGACAUUGUUUAGCGGAAUAAUAAAAUGUCUAUACAUGCAGUUUGGUGAAUGACCUAAA
Messenger RNA from Silurus meridionalis, 1631 nucleotides. RefSeq names its product claudin-4 (gene cldn28). Gene Ontology annotation, molecular function: structural molecule activity. Bases 182 to 745 code for a protein of 187 amino acids. Gene Ontology annotation, biological process: bicellular tight junction assembly; cell adhesion. Gene Ontology annotation, cellular component: bicellular tight junction; plasma membrane. The transcript has a single exon. Lineage: Eukaryota; Metazoa; Chordata; Actinopteri; Siluriformes; Siluridae. The record is from RefSeq and is a predicted model, not a curated record.